AUGUUGCCCAUUUUCAGUGAAAUUUCUUACAUCAAUCAGCUCACUAAACCACAGCAGGCGCCCACUUCCUCCAUCCCUGGUAUCCAAGUUUGCAAAAGCUGUGCAGGAGCAGUUCUUCAUGCACAACAUUUCACAUUCCUUGAGUUCCAUACUUCUCUUAAAAUCUUCAGCUUUCAAGCAUCAAGAAAGUACAACUUCGAUCUUCAUGUUUUAGAGUCUAAAGCACAAGAUGCCGAGGAUAGACUCGAAACGGCUGCCUCUCAGGCUCAAAAGAUGGCUGACAUUGUUACAGAACAAUGGAUUCAAAUUCAGCGGCUUGGGCAGGCUCUUCACAUUACUCAAUUUCUUCUUGGUUGGACUGCCUUUCAUUCUUUGGAUAUUGCAUUUCUGUUAUAG
Prunus armeniaca (apricot) is the source of this 396-nucleotide messenger RNA. The record is from the annotation of a GenBank genome assembly. NCBI's taxonomy places the organism in Eukaryota, Viridiplantae, Streptophyta, Magnoliopsida, Rosales, Rosaceae.